Molecule: messenger RNA, 305 nt
Organism: Gamsiella multidivaricata
Lineage: Eukaryota; Fungi; Mortierellomycota; Mortierellomycetes; Mortierellales; Mortierellaceae
Exons: 1
Coding region: 36-203 (55 amino acids)
Source: RefSeq, a predicted model, not a curated record
GCCUCUAGUCUCCUGGAUCAGAUCGCCGCACCCUCAUGUUGCUUGUCCAUAGCUUGAAGAAGACCUUAUCGCCCCCGGAUACUAUUCUGGAGGACAUUAUGGGCCUUGUCGUAUAUCAUCCUGCUCCCCUCCGCUGUAUUGUUGUCUGCGUAUUGAGUCUGAAGCUAAGAAUGCGCUUCUGCAUCCUCUUGGUACUGGUUUAACUCCUUUGCAAGCUUUGAGCGCUCCGUAGCUGUGUCCACGAUAACCACCAGGGCUACCUUCACGCCCAUCUUCUCGAGUUAAUCAGCCAUACAGCGGGUAAU